GUAAACGCCAUUUGCAAACAAGUGCCUCUCGUGAUCCACCUAACUUCAAUUCACCUGGAUAACCAGUAUUAUGACUUAGUUGACAGAAAGGAGAAGUAAUGUUUGAAAUUUUACCAGUCAACUCUCCAUCUUUGGAGACUUCCAUCAGUCUAACUGUGAUUGUUUUGGUGUGUUGUCAGCUUGUUGCAUGGUUCCUACGAUACAGGAGAUGGGUGGCAGUAUAUGAUGAAUUACCAAUGAAAAAGGAAAGGCAUUGGUUCUUUGGCCACAUAAAUGAGCACCCAGGUCCAUCUGAAGAAGGAAUCAAGUUUCAAGUUGCAUUCACAGAAAUAUUUCCCAAGUUCCACGCUAUAUGGUUUGGUAGAUUAAGAUGCAUAAUUAUCGCUCACCAUCCAGAUACCAUGAGAACAGUAAUGCGUGCUUCUGCUUAUGUGGCUAGAAAACCACGUGACCCGGGCACGGCCUAUCAGCUAGGUGUUAAAUGGCUUGGAGAAGGUUUACUUAUCGCUAAUGGCGACCGAUGGGCAAGGAACAGGCGACUCCUUACACCAGCGUUCCACUUUGAUAUUCUGCAACCAUAUGUUGAUGUGUUCAACAGCUGUACUGACAUACUUCUGGACAAAAUUGAGAAGGUAGCUGAAUCAGGUGAAUCUUUUGAAGUGUUUGAGCAUAUAGGCCUUUGUUCUCUAGAUAUCAUUACAAGAUGUGCUUUUUCUUACAAUACUGAUUGCCAGACACAAGGACAGAAACAUCCCUAUGUUCAAGCUGUGCACAGACUUUCAGAAUUAUGGAUAGAAAGAUCAUUGAAAGUAUUACAGGCUUUUGACUUCAUUUAUUAUAACUUUACCAAAGAAGGAAAAGAAUUCCUGAAAUUAUGCAAAUUUGUCCAUGAUGUGUCAGAAGAUAUAAUUGACAAACGACGAAAGGCAAUAAAGCAAGAUGGUUUAGAAGUUAAAAGCGGCGAGGCUGGUUCAGAAAAGAGGAAUCUAGACUUUCUAGAUAUAAUUCUUACAGCCACAGAUGAGGAUGGUGUCGGUCUCAAUGACCUAGAAAUAAGGAAUGAAGUGGACACCUUUCUCUUUGAAGGACAUGAUACGGUUACUUCCGCAAUCAGUUUCAUUUUGUAUGAACUAGCAUGUCAUCCAGAUAUUCUGCAAGAGUGUCAGCGAGAGGUCGAUACUAUUUUAGAUGGUCGGGAUAAUGACAACAUUGAAUGGAAGGACCUGUCAAGGUUAGACUAUCUGACUCAGUGUAUAAAGGAAGGAUUGCGCCUCCAUGGUUCUGUUCCCGUCAUACAACGUCAGGUGACUGAGGAUAUAAAGUUAGAAGGUUACCAUAUACCUUCGGGUACCAACAUACUUCUAGAUAUUUACAAUCUGCACCACAACCCUUCUGUGUGGGGAGAGGACAGAAAUGAGUUCAGACCAGACCGGUUCUCCCCGGAAGAAGUGAAGAAUAUGGAUCCUUUUGCUUUUCUUCCAUUUAGUGCAGGACAAAGGAAUUGUAUUGGCCAGAACUUUGCCAUGAAUGAGAUAAAAGUUACGAUUUCUCGACUGAUACAUAGAUACACGUUUACAUGUAAACCUGGACAUGUUGUGAAGCGACGUCUUUCUGUCGUAAUGAGAACAGAGGAUGGAAUUUGGCUUAAAGCGCAAAGAAGAAAGUGAGUGGUCAUAACAAGUUAUGAUGAAAAAAUGGUGAUUGUGACUUGAUGCCUUUGUGAUUUAUUGAAAAAAGUGUAUGGUUUAAGGUCAUGGCACGACCAUGUUAUGUGAUGGAAUGUUAAUUGUCGAUAAUCGUUUCGUUAUUAAUUGUUUUGUCACAGGCACGAGAAUUGGGUUUAGGAUGAAAAUAUAAUUUUUAACUCACCUGUCACGUAGUGACAAUGUGAGCUUUUGCGAUCGCACAUCGUCCGUCCGCCUGCAGUUUCCUGUGAACAUGAUAGAGACUACAUUUUACGAUCGAUUUUAAUCAAACUUGCACACAACUUGUAUUGGCAAAAUAUCUCAUUCCUCUCGAAAACUGGCCAGAUCCCUUCAUGGGGGUUCCAGAGUUAUGGCCUCUUUAAGGCCCAAAAUUUGCUAUUUUGGCUUUUGCAGCCAUAUGGAGACUUCAUUCAUGGUUUGAUUUGAUACAAACUUGCAAAAUAACUUUAACAACAAUAGAUCUUGAAUUCCAUAAUGAAUCUGUCAGAUCCAAUCAUAGGUUCCGGAGUUACGGCCCUUGAUUGACCCCUGAAAGAGCCAAAAUUUGUUAAUUUUUACUUUGUGUACACAAUAGAAUUGACAUUUUACAUUCGAUUUUAACCACACUUACACACAACUUCAGGCACAAUAAGAUCUUGGUUCUUUUUGAAAACCGGCUAGAUUCCAUCAUGGGUUCUAGAGUUUUAAAUUUUCCUUUUUGGCCCUUUCAGCUAUAAACUUUAAGAGGUUUUAUUUAUGCUUUGAUUGGAUGAUCUAAAUGGCCAAGUUCGAAACUGGGUCAUGUGGGGUCAAAAACUAGGUCAUCUGCUCAAAUCAAAGGAAAAGCUUGUUAACUAGAUGCCAUAUUUAUGUUCCUAUCUUCAUGAAACUUGGUUAGAAUGUUUAUCUUGAUGAUUCCUAUGCCAGAUUCAGAACUGGGUGAUAUGGGAUCAAAAACCAGGUCACCCUUUCAAAUCAAAGGAAAAGCUUGUUAACACUCUUGAGGCCACAUUUAUGACCCGUUCUUCAUGGAACUUUGCCAGAAUGUUUAUCUUGUUGAUUCCUAGGCCAACCCCAAAAUGGAUAAUAUAGGGUCAAAAACUAGGUCAUCCGCUCAAAUCAAAGGAAUAGCUUGUUAACACUAGAGGCCAUAAUUUACUAUCCUAUCUUCUUGAAACUUAGUAAGAAUGUUUAUCUUGAUGAUUCUUAGGCAAAGUUCGAAACUGGGUCAUGUGGGGUCAAAAACUAGGUCACCACUCAAAGGAAAAGCUUGUUAGCACUGUAGAGGCCACAUAAUAAAAACAUUUAUUAUAUACCUACAUGUAUAUAAAUUCUGUAAAAAAUCGGCUUGUAUUUCACAAUUAAAUAUGAACAAACACAAAAUUUCCGUAUUGUACCUUUUAAAUUCCGUAUUGUACCUUCCGUAUUGUAUGCUGCCGGACUAUUUUCAUUAAUAUGCAUGACCCGACACAUUUCUAUAAAUGGCGCACAUAAAAACUUAACUAAGUUCCAUUUCAUAUCGAUAAACAUUGAAGAUUUCUUUCAAGAACAAAACAAGAAUCAAAAUGGUAAAGGUAUAUAAUAAAAGGGUCAUUAUAACAGUAGCUAGAUCUGGGACUUUGUAUUCGGCUCUCGUGGAUUUUGCAAGGUCGGAUCACACUCGGCGCUUGCGCGCCUCGUGAGAUCUGGUCUGGCAAAAUCCGCUCAAGCCGAAUACUGCAUCCCAGUUCAAGCUACUGUUAUAAUAACCCUAUUUUAUGACUCUAUCUUCAUGAAACUUGACCAGAAUGUUCAUCUUGAUGAUUCGUAGGCCAAGUUUAACAGGUGAGUGAUAUAGAGUCAUCAUCACCCUCUUGUUUAUCAGUCUGGUCAUAUUUAUUUUCAUCCCAAGUCCGAUAUUUGUGCUUGCAUGUUUUGUUUGUUUAUAUUACAUGUAUUUGUUGAUAGCUUUAUAUUGUUUUACACUGCUUUGCAUAUAUGUGAGUGGUUGAUUUAUUAAGUAUUUCAUAAUAUAAACACAGUAUCAAUUAGUUGGUUGAUAUGCUUGUUUAGCUCACCUGAGCCAAAGCUUUUUUGAUCGCUCAAUGUCCGUCGUGCAUCGUCCCUCCGUCAACAUUUUUCUAAAAAAAUCUUGAAAACCACUGGGCAGAAUUACACCAAACUUCACAGGAAUGAUCCUUGGGUAGCCCCCUUUCAAAAUUAUUCAAAGAAUUUAAUUCCAUGCAGAACUUUGGUUGCCAACCAAAAGGAAAAAUAUUAAAAGUCUUCUUGUCCAAAACCGCAAGGUGUAGAACCUUGAUAUUUGGCAUUUGACAUGUUCUUAUGGUCCUCUAUCAAGAUGAUUCAAAUUGUGCCCCAGGGGUCACAAGUUUUACAUAGACUUUUAUAGUAAAAACUUCAAAAAUCUUCUUGUCUAAAUCAACAAGACCUAGGCCUUUGAUAUUUUGUAUGUAGCAUUGCCUUGUGGUCCUCUACCAAAAUUGUUCAAAUUAUGCCCCUGGGGUGAACAGAGGCCCUGUCCCGGGGGGUUUGAAGUUUUACAUAGAAUCAUAUGGAAAAAAAACUUUAAAAAUCUUCUUGCCUGAAACUGCAAGGCCUGGGCUUUUGGUAUUAAGUAUGUUGCCUUUCCUAGUGUUUCAAAAUUUUUCAAAUUAUAUCCCUGGGGUGAAAAGAGGCCCUGCCCUGGGGGUACCAAGUUUAAGAUAGACUUAUAUAGGAAAAAAAGAUCUUCUUGUCUGAAAGUUCAAGGCCUAGGCCUUUGAUAUUUGGUUUGUAGCACUGCCUGGAGGAUCUCUAAAAUGUUUGUUCAAAUUAUGCCCCUGGGGUAAAAUACUUCAAAAAUUAUCAGAUCAUAUUUCCUAGACUGUUUGAUUAUAAUUACCCCCUGACCCCAAACGAUAAGGGACCAUUUGACUAUGACCUUGACCUACUGACCUACUUUCCGAUCUUAAAACUGACUUUCAGUUACCAUGAAUAUGAACCUACUGUCUUGAUAAUUUAUCUUCAGCUUCCCUUUGAAACAUGUAGCUCAUAUUACUCAGGUGAGUGAUCCAGGGUCAUCAUGACGUUCUUGUCUAUAUUAUAGUCAUUACUAAGUACAGGUAUUAAUUAAAGAGUUUCUAUAUUUUUGUUAUGUGUUAACUUUACAAAUGUUGCAAGCAGUUGUUAAUAACUAUGCAAUUGUAUAACAAAUUACAUUUAUUUAUUGGA
Molecule: messenger RNA, 4895 nt
Organism: Mercenaria mercenaria
Lineage: Eukaryota; Metazoa; Mollusca; Bivalvia; Venerida; Veneridae
Product: cytochrome P450 4F12-like
Exons: 12
Coding region: 99-1667 (522 amino acids)
Molecular function (GO): iron ion binding; heme binding; oxidoreductase activity, acting on paired donors, with incorporation or reduction of molecular oxygen
Source: RefSeq, a predicted model, not a curated record